Chlorella variabilis is the source of this 861-nucleotide messenger RNA. RefSeq lists its product as hypothetical. The coding region runs from base 1 to 861 and encodes 286 amino acids. Lineage: Eukaryota; Viridiplantae; Chlorophyta; Trebouxiophyceae; Chlorellales; Chlorellaceae. The record is from RefSeq and is a predicted model, not a curated record. The transcript is spliced from 4 exons.
AUGGCGGAGGCCUUGCCCCGCCGCCCGCCGCCGCCCACUAUCUAUCGCAGCGCAGCCGGUGAGGCCGCCAUCCGGGCCCUAUACGACAAGGCUCUCGCUGCGCUGCCCUACGAGCAUGCGGAGAGGCUAGUGGAGACGAGCUUUGGCACCGCCCAUGUGCUCGUAUGCGGCCCCGCUGAUGCGCCGCCCGGGGAGCCGGACCAGGAUGCAGAGCUGGAUCCUGCCAAGCACGAGUAUGGAAAGUGGGCUCUAGAGGUGCUGCGCGGCCUCGGGCUGGUGCCACCAGCUAAUGCUGACGGCGGCAAGGGCACGGCGCCACCGCCGCUCCACAUGGGAACUUCCUUUGGUGCGGCGGUAGUACUCGACCUGGCAAAUGUGGCGCCCGAGGCGAUCCGCGGCGCUGCGCUGGUUGCUCCUGGAGGGCUAUCUGCCGUGAACCCGUGGGCAUUUGCCCUCCGCCUGAUGCUUCCAGCCGUGCUGUACCGCCUGCUGCCCUGCUCCCUCACCGCCUGGCUGUCGCUGGUCAGCGUGUGCGACGAGCCUGCCGCAGAGGAGCUGGAGGUUGUCCUGAUGGGGUGGAAGCACAUUGUGCGUUACCCGCCACUGCCGGGCGGCCCCAGUGGCGUCUUCCUGCCUGACCAGCUGAGCCGCCUGACCGCCCCCACCAUCAUUAUCUGCGGCGAGCACGACAUCUGGCCCUGCAAGGCUACAGCCGCCGCCGCCGCUGCGCUGCCUGACUGCAAAACCAUCAUUAUCCCCGGCGCCAAGCACUUCCCCGCCAAGCAGCACCUGAUCCAGGCAGCUGAUUGGAUCCUCGACUGGUUUGCCGUCAAAGGGCUAGUUCCUGCCGCGACCAAAUGA